Gilbertella persicaria is the source of this 897-nucleotide messenger RNA. Its product is annotated as putative deacetylase LmbE-like domain-containing protein. The transcript is spliced from 5 exons. Gene Ontology annotation, biological process: GPI anchor biosynthetic process. Gene Ontology annotation, molecular function: N-acetylglucosaminylphosphatidylinositol deacetylase activity. The record is from RefSeq and is a predicted model, not a curated record. Lineage: Eukaryota; Fungi; Mucoromycota; Mucoromycetes; Mucorales; Choanephoraceae. Gene Ontology annotation, cellular component: endoplasmic reticulum. Bases 23 to 751 code for a protein of 242 amino acids.
UCUUUUCUUUACUCUUUUUCUUAUGUUUGUUAUCCUAAGUUUGAUAUUUGUCACUUCUUUAUUAGUCUAUGCUUACUUUAGCUUGGCUCACUUUCAAAAAGUGUUGCCUUUUAAAAACAACAUACUUGUCCUGACAGCUCACCCUGACGACGAGUGUAUGUUCUUUGGACCUACUCUUACUUCACUUAGGACCUUAACAAAAGCACGCGUGCAUAUCUUGUGUUUAUCUACAGGCAAUGCUGAAGGACUUGGCCAUAUACGCAAAAAAGAACUGUCCAAAAGCUGUCAAACAUUUGGUAUUCUACCCAGCCACAUUAAAUCCAUAGAUCACCCUCAAUUGCAAGAUGGCAUGCAAAACCAAUGGAGUCCUGAGUUGAUAUCGCAUACCUUAAAGGAUUAUGUGACUAAACAAAAGAUUGAUACAAUCAUUACUUUUGAUAAUCAUGGUGUUUCUGGACAUGCUAAUCAUAUUGCGUUGUAUUACGGAGCCAAGCACUUUGUACAACAACACACUAAUAUAACAUUGUAUUCUCUUGAAUCAGUCUCUUUGAUUCGUAAAUAUAUUGGGUUUGCUGAUCUAAUAGUGCCUAAAAAGCAAGGUUCUAUUCAACUUGUGUCUCCUCCUAUUGCUUAUUUAUUGACACAUAAAGCAAUGCGUCAACACACAUCUCAAUUGGUUUGGUUUCGAUGGUUAUAUGUCACUUUUUCGAGAUUUAUGUAUGUCAAUGAUCUUGUAAAAGAAGAGUUGUAAUUGGAAUAAAACAAACAAGAAAAUUUUUUUUAGUAUUUUUUUUUAGUAAAACCCAUCCAUCCUUCAACUUUAUUAACAAUAGCGUUUGUUUAAAUCUACCUUUUUUUCUUUUCUUUUCCUUUACUCUCUUUCUCUUUUUUUUUUUU